UAUAUAUAUAUACAUAAAAUAUAAAAAACAAAAAGAAGAAAAAGAAAAAGGAAAGAAAAUUCACAGCGUCUGAAGAAAGAGAGUGAGAGAGAGAGAGAGAGAGAAAAAGAGAGAGAAGUCAAACUUGUAUCACCGGUUCGUCUUUCGAGGAAGAUCGACGCGCCUCGAGAAUGAAGUUGUGUUGGAGUUUAGCGUCGGUCUUCAUCGUCACGUCGAUGGUCGUCAGCACCGUCAGACCAGAAUCUGUGUUUUGGGAGGAAAACGACAAGGAGAUCCUUGUACGAACUGUACGUGGCACCAAGGAACGAGCAUCCGGCAGCAGCGCCGCUUCGUGCAGAUACGUCAAGGGUCAAUGGUCGGAGUGCGAUUCAAAAACCAACACUCGUUCCCGAACUCUUAGUCUUAAAAAGGGAGACAAAUCUUGUGAACAGACUAAGACUAUUCAGAAGAAAUGCAAGAAAGCGUGUCGGUACGAAAAGGGCACAUGGAGCGGAUGCGUGAAUCAACUAUCGACGAGAGUGGAUAAUUUGAAGGCGAACAGUGAUCCCACUUGCGAGAAGACGCGUUUGAUUACGAAGAGGUGCAAACCGGAGACCAAUACCAAGAAAUCUACCAAAGGAGGCGAACGAUCGAACAAGAAGUCGGGCAAGCAGUAAGAUAAUUUUCUCGUUCAAACGUACCGUGUCCCUUUGUAAAACACAUGGCGAUCAGUAAAAAUCCGACGACGGGCAACGAAAACAAAAAAAAAAAAAAUAAAUUGCAUUCUUAUGUUUCCUCUUCGACGUAUAUAUAUAAAUAUGUUUUAUUAACGAAUGUCGUUAUUAAUAAAUCGCGAGUAUACUUACUACGAUCGAGACAUUGUCGUCGAUCGGUUGAAAUAAUAAUAAUAAUAAUAAUAAAUAAAUAAAUAAAUAAAUAAAUAAAUAAAUAAACGUUUCUGUGUACGCGUACAAUUUUGUUGCGUAAGCAAAAAAAAAAAGAAAAUCAAACAAAACAACACAGAAACGAAUUUUCCCGAUUGUCUAAUAAACAAAUCUAAUGGUCGACAUUAAAAAAAAAAAUCGAUAAAUGCACCUGAUAUCCUAAACGCGUACGUAAGAAGCGAAAAAAAAGAACAAACAAAGAAAUCAAAACAAAAUAAAAAAUCAAAAAAUAAACUCUCACGAUAUCACAUUAAAGAGAAUUAUUAUUAUUAUCUUAUACUAAUCGUGUCGAUCGUAUAGGAUACUACUGCUUCUCUAUACAUACAAUUAUGAUCAACUCUUCCAUUUUCGUGGCCAAAUCUUCUUACUCUGCGAGAUACAUUUUAUAUAUAUAUAUAUUUUUUUCCUUUUUUCUUAAAAUUUCUUCAAUUUUUUUCAACAAAUAAUUAUAUAAUAUAAUACAUAUAUUAUAUAAUAUAUAUAUUAAUAUAAUAUAUAUAUAUAUAUUAAUUAAUUAUUAAUUUUAUUUUUUCUUAAGAGGGAAUUUCUCAAAAACGUUAUUUGAUAUGAGAAAGAGAUAGAGAGAUAGAGGUACCACCGUUAAGUAUCCCUCAAUAAAAUCUUAAAAUCUACUUGACUAUUCGAGUUUUUAAUAUUUCGAAUAUAUUCGGAUAUAUAUAUAUAUAUAUAUAUAUAUAUAUAUAUAUAUAUAUAUAUACGCACACAUACAGAAUGGACUGAAAAUCUCUAAGUGGGCCAAAAGUUCGUAAGUAAUCUUAAAAAUCAAUUACUCUCUUUUUCGAGAUUUCUUAUAUAUAGGCUAACUUUUCUUUUUUUUUUUUUUUAAGAUUGUAAAACUACAAGCUCAGCUUAUAAAACUGGAAGCCUAACUAGAAGCCUAAAAGGUCUCGUAAAGGAAUCCAAUUGAUUUUUAAUAAUCACUUUAGAACUUUUGGACACGCCUUAGGACUUUUGGCCCAUUCUGUACAUAUAUAUAUAUAUAUAUAUAUAUAUAUAUAUAUAUAUAUAUAUAUAUAUAUAUAACAUUUUUAUGACGUUAAUCAUGACACAUCUUUUCUCUGAGUCAAGCAGGAAGAAAAAAAAAAGGUAAAAUUAUGUAUAACAAAAAAAAAAAGAAAUACAAAAUAUAAAUAAUCCCAUUCGAUAAUUUACAAGCAUAUUGAGCACAAUUCUAAGCACGAUAUUAAUUUUUUUUACUGAUCUAUAUUUCGUUUUUUUUUUCUUCUGUUCCUUUAACUUUAAUUUAACGGGGUACUUAAAAUCGGUUUAAAAAUUAAAAAAAAAAAGAAAAAAAAGGAAAACAAAGAAAAAAAUAAAAAUAGGAAGAAAAAAAAAAGAAAGAAAGGAAGAAAAUGCCAUGUUGAAAAUAUUUUCCGACUUUACCGAAUAGCUGUAUGGUGUGUCGAUGUUUAAAAAAAUGAUUGUGUAUAUUUUAUAUAAUAAUAUGCACGAUCUUCGUAAUACAUGGUUACAUUGUCCGCGAUAUGUAUUCUUAAUAUCUCUCACUAUUUUUCGAACACACACACACAUAAAUACACGCGCGCUGACACGCACACACGCACGCACCCAAGCACGCAAACACAAGUGUCUCUUCUAUAAAGUUUCACAAUCGUUGGAAAAAAAAAUAAAUAAAAUAAAAAAUAAUAAAAUAGAAAACCAAAAAAAAAAAA
This is a messenger RNA of Vespa crabro (European hornet), 2614 nucleotides long. RefSeq lists its product as uncharacterized. The record is from RefSeq and is a predicted model, not a curated record. Gene Ontology annotation, cellular component: extracellular region. Gene Ontology annotation, biological process: mesoderm morphogenesis. The coding region runs from base 171 to 656 and encodes 161 amino acids. The transcript has 5 exons. NCBI's taxonomy places the organism in Eukaryota, Metazoa, Arthropoda, Insecta, Hymenoptera, Vespidae. Gene Ontology annotation, molecular function: growth factor activity; heparin binding.